Quercus lobata is the source of this 1574-nucleotide messenger RNA. RefSeq names its product actin-related protein 7 (gene ARP7). The coding region runs from base 236 to 1321 and encodes 361 amino acids. The transcript has 7 exons. NCBI's taxonomy places the organism in Eukaryota, Viridiplantae, Streptophyta, Magnoliopsida, Fagales, Fagaceae. The record is from RefSeq and is a predicted model, not a curated record.
UGUUAUUAUCAUUAGAUUCAAAUUGUUCAGUUCAUCCCGCUAAAUACAACUAAAAAAAAAGCCAUUCUCUUUUUUUAUUUUAUUUUCUCGCUUCCCAAACAAAACGCUAAUAGAAAGCUUUGAACCGGAGCUAUUAUUGUAAUUUAUAUAUAUAUAUAUAUAUAUAUAUACAAGCUCAAAAGCUUUUAGGGUUUUGGAUUUGGUUUUUUCUUUUUGAUUCAAACGGAAACUUUAGAUGGAGGCUGCGGUGGUCGAUGCCGGCUCCAAGUUCCUCAAAGCCGGUCCUGCCAUUCCCGAUCAAGCUCCUUCCAUGAUAAUUCCUACCCAAAUGAAACGCAUGCCUGAAGAUGGAUCAAUGGAUGAUAGUUCAUUGUCUGAGGAAAUUAUUAUUGAUCCAGUUGUUCGAGGUUACAUUAGAGACUGGGAUGCCAUGGAAGAUCUGUUGCACCAUGUUCUAUAUUCUGGUCUUGGAUGGGAGAUGGGCAAUGAAGGACAAAUAUUAUUUACAGAUCCCCUUUCUACCCCCAAGGCUGUCAGAGAACAAUUGGUGCAGCUGAUGUUUGAAACGUUCAACAUCUCAGGCUUUUAUGCAUCAGAGCAAGCAGUGUUAUCACUAUAUGCCGUUGGACGUAUCUCAGGAUGCACUGUCGAUAUUGGUCAUGGAAAGAUAGAUAUUGCUCCAGUAAUUGAAGGUGCCGUUCAGCAUAUUGCCUCUAGAAGAUUUGAAAUUGGAGGUAUUGAUUUGACAAAGUUACUUGCUCAAGAGCUUCACAAAUCUAAUCCGCUAGUUAAUAUCAGCAUGUCUGAUGUUGAGAAAAUAAAAGAGCAAUAUUCGUGUUGUGCGGAUGAUGAACUUGCUUAUGACAAGACCAAAAAUUCAUGCCAGAUAGAGAAGCAUACCCUUCCUGAUGGACAGGUGAUAACGAUUGGAAGAGAGAAAUAUACUGUUGGCGAGGCUUUAUUUCAACCAUCUUUAUUGGGUUUAGAGGCACAUGGAAUUGUUGAGCAGCUAGUUCGGAGUAUAUCAACAGUGUCAUCUGAUAACCACCGGCAGCUGCUAGAAAACACUGUACUCUGUGGUGGCACUGCUUCGAUGCCUGGUUUUGAAGACAGGUUUCAGAAAGAAGCUAGCCUGUCCUCAUCUGCUGUUCGUCCUGCUCUGGUCAAGGCUCCAGAAUAUAUGCCAGAGAAUUUGACAGUGUGUUCAGCAUGGGUGGGAGGUGCAAUACUUGCCAAAGUUGUCUUUCCCCAAAAUCAGCAUAUAACCAAGGCAGACUAUGAUGAAACAGGACCUUCCAUUGUUCACCGGAAAUGCUUCUGACAAUAUUCAUCUGAACGAAUUCUCAAUUGUUUAUUAGGUUAAUCAUUCCUUCUUGUAUUAUACCAUAUAAUUAUGUAGUAGGAAAAAAAUGAGAUUACUGGGUUCUGAAUGUGGAAAGAAAGCCUUUUAAUUACUUAGGCGAUCUAACAUAUUGUAGUUCAUUGGUUCACCUCUUUUAAAAGAUUGGCUUUUUAUACUCCAUGUACUGCAUGAAUUAAAUGGUUUGAUAGAUGUCCUUUUAUUUUCCUCCUAA